Neolamprologus brichardi is the source of this 4367-nucleotide messenger RNA. Lineage: Eukaryota; Metazoa; Chordata; Actinopteri; Cichliformes; Cichlidae. The record is from RefSeq and is a predicted model, not a curated record.
UUGACUGGUUUCUCAUUGCAGCGUUAGGAUCUGGUUUCUGACAUCCUCAGACAAACCAAUGCAGGCAGGAGGAAGAGGGGAUCAGCAGGAUGAAUGCUAACUGAGUCAGGAGCUGCGCAAAUACAACCGAAAGUUCGACUUUUACAACAGAGGAAGAUUUUACUGAAGAUCGCGGUGGUUUGAUUCCCCACCUCUCCUCCGGACAUCAUGACGUCUUCUAUGCUCCGUCGACAGCUGAAGAACCUGGUCCAGAACUACUCUGAGGCCGAGGUCAAGGUGAGAGAGGCGACAUCCAAUGACCCAUGGGGCCCAUCCAGCUCUCAGAUGGCCGACAUUUCCGACCUAACGUACAACGUUGUGGCCUGUAAUGAGAUCAUGACAAUGCUCUGGAAACGGCUGAAAGACGACAAGAACUGGAGACAUAUCCACAAGUCCCUGACACUCCUGGAGUACCUGCUGAAGACCGGUGAUGAUCGCGUGCUUCUGAAGAUGAAGGACAACAUCUACAUUGUCAAAGCUCUCACAGAGUACCGCUUUGUAGAAAAGGAUGGCAAAGAUCAGGGUGUAAAUGUGAGAGACAAGGCCAAGGUUGUUCUUGUUCUUAUGGAGGACGAUGAGAAACUAAAGGAAGAGAGAGAGUUUGCUGUCAAGACCAGAGAAAAGACAUCAAAAAGUGCAGCCAAGAUGAGUGAAGAGGAGCUAAAAUGGGAGGAUGCUAAUAAAGGUUCUGAUGUUAAAACUGAUGCUUGGGGAGGAGAGAAAGAAGAGGAAGUAAAAACGGACCCAUGGGGAGCCCCCAAAGAACCUAAAGAGGCCGUAGGUCCAUGGGGUACCCCCUCAAGACCUGACACAACUGAAACAGCAGCUAGCAGUGGUCCCUGGGGGUCUCCAACAAGUCCUGAUAAAGAUCCAUUUGCAGCAGAACAAACUAAUGAUGAUUCUUUUGUGGCACCGAAAAAUGGGGAAGAUCCCUUUGCGGCACCGAAAAAUGAGGAAGAUCCCUUUGCGGCACCGAAAAAUGAGGAAGAUCCCUUUGCAGCUCCGAAAAAUGAGGAAGAUCCCUUUGCAGCUCCGAAAAAUGGGGAAGAUCCCUUUGCGGCACCGAAAAAUGGGGAAGAUCCCUUUGCGGCACCGAAAAAUGGGGAAGAUCCCUUUGCGGCACCGAAAAAUGGGGAAGAUCCUUUUGCGGCACCGAAAAAUGGGGAAGAUCCUUUUGCGGCACCGAAAAAUGGGGAAGAUCCCUUUAGUGCAUCAAAAGAUGACCCUUUCAACACCCCAAAGGACAGUUCAGACCCUUUCAGUGCCCCCAAAGACACGGAGGAUCCAUUUGCUGCUCAGAAAGAUGAACCAGACCCUUUCAGCUCUUCUAACAAUGAUCCGUUUAAUGCUCCAAAGGAUGAUCCUUUCAAAGCUCCAAAAGAUGACCCAUUUAGUACUCCAAAAGACGAUCCCUUUAGUGCCCCUAAAGAAGAUCCUUUCGUUACCCCAAAAGACGAUCCAUUCAAUGCACCUAAAGACGAUCCAUUCAAUGCACCUAAAGACGAUCCAUUCAAUGCACCUAAAGACGAUCCAUUUAAUGCACCUAAAGACGAUCCAUUUAAUGCACCUAAAGACGAUCCAUUUAGCUCUCCAAAAGAUGAUCCCUUCAGUGCAAAAGCAUUAACACCCCCUAAAGAGGACCCAUUUGCAGAACCGUCAUCAGGGAAAGAGGACCCUUUCACUGCUCCCACAACACCACCUAAAGAAGAUCCUUUCUCAGUGCCAACCAAACCUGCUCAAGAUCCCUUUGCUGCACCAACAACACCACCCAAAGAGGAUCCGUUCUCUACACCAUCUUUACACGCAAAAGAUGACCCCUUUGCUGCCCCAACAUCUCCACCUCAAGAGGAUCCCUUCUCCACAACAUCUAAACCGACCAAGGAAGAUCCCUUUGCUGCACCAACAACACCACCUAAAGAAGACCCAUUCACAGCGCCAUCCAGUCCACCAAAGAUAGAUGCCACAGAUCCCUUCGAUGCCCCUCUAGUGAGCUCGCCUCAAAGUAGCACAGCUGCAUGGGGAGCCCCAGCCACUUCUCCACCAGCCACCGGGUCAGAUCCCUGGGGGACCACGGCAAGUGCUUCUUCACCUAUCAGUAAUUCUGAUCCAUUUGGAGAUGCAUCCAAAGCAGACAAUGACCCGUGGGGGCCUCCAGCUUUGGCUCCUGCCAGUACAGACGAUGCAUGGGGUGAACCUGCUCCACCUUUAGACUCCUCCCCAUCUAGUGACCCCUUUGGAGAUGGAGCAUCUAAAUCCAAUGACCCCUGGGGUGCAUCAAGCAACACAAGUGGCAACGGCACAGGAAAGCACUCGAAGCAGGAAGACGCGACGUAUCGAAUGACUGCUUCCUUCUUGGGCUCAGCAGAGGCAUCACUGGUUGACUUGGACGAUCUGUUUUCAUGUGACCCUAAACCCAGACAGCGCCCUCUCAUUGACACCCAAACACAAGCCGUCGAGAUGCCCACCCCAGACCCCAGGAACCCAGCCUCCAAUGUCACGCUGUCUCCUCAGCAGAAGGAGGAGCUGGCCAAGUUAAGGAAAAAGCAGCUGGCCAACGCUGUCCACUACAUCUGGGAGACAGGGGAGGACAAGUACAUGCUGAGAUACUUCCACACCGGCUUCUGGCUGUCCUGCGAGAAGCACAAUGAAGGUGCAGAUCAGGAAGAAAAGUGUCGAAGUUUCAUUGAGCUGACACCAGGAGAGACACAAGGUGUGCUCUGGCUGUCUGUCAUCAGUGAGUUCAUGUACAUCGGUCUCCUGGCUAUGGGCUUGUUACUGAUGUGUGUGGAAGCACUGUGCCUCUGCGCCAAGAGGGAAAUGAACGCCCUCAAGAUCAAUGCCUUUGCAGCCAUGUGCACUGUCCUCUCAGGCAUGAUGGGGAUGGUAGCUCACAUGAUGUACACAACAGUGUUUCAGAUGACUGUGAGCAUCGGACCUAAAGACUGGAGGCCACAGAGCUGGGACUACGGCUGGUCUUUUGCCUUGGCAUGGCUUUCAUUCAGCUGCUGCAUGGCAGCUGCUGUGGCCACACUGAACUCCUACACCAAGACCAUCAUUGAGAUGAAGCACCGGGCUCGGGUAAGGCUGGAGGAGGCCCGAAAUACCACCAGUGCCCCCUCCUACGAGGAGGUUGUUCGAGCUGGGCCGGGAGGGAUUUACUCCGUCAGUCAGCUGAUGCAGCUUGGACAACAGGGGGCUCUAAUGGACCCAAUGUGGCCCAGAGGAGUGGGACCAGCUGUUGGACCUCUGGCAUGUGGCGCUGGGGGAGCACUGCUCAUUGGUGCUGGGGGAAAUGGUGUUGGAAUGGGAGGGAUGGGAGGUGGAGCAGGGGGAGGAAUGGGAGCAGGUGGAGUAGGAGGGGGGAAGCUGGCAGACCCUCAUGAUGUGGUUGUGGUGGAAGGCUGUGGCACCGAAGGAUGUGAAGAUUGUGAACGUGAGAUGGACGAGAUAAAUUAUGCCCUCCAGGAGGAGCGAGAGGACUCACUCUGCUAAGACUUCUCGGGGCAGAAGACCUCGACAAACAUCUCUCCACGGCAGAUUUGACUUAUCUCACUAAAACUACAAUAAAAUAUAUUUAAAAAAAUUCACAGGACUUGCACAGAUACACCUUUAACCUUUAACUGCUGUUUUGUACAUGUGGGGUUGUAAAAAUGAAGUUUCAAAUCAGUUCUAGACUAUUUUCAGUACUACAUCUAUUACAGUAUGAGAAUUUCAAUUUCUGGACCAGUAGGGAGCAAAAGAGCCCGAACUGUUAGUGUUGUGGUUUAUUACUGUAAGAGUUACCACAGCAACAUCUUCAUCCUAUCUCAGUAAUGUUUCUGUCCACAUGGCGGUAUAAACUCUGCAGAUGCAAGCUGCACAGAGCUGCAAAGUUGGGAUUAUUAUAUUGGCAAGUGAAUAUUUGAAUAGGGUUUAAUACUUGAAUCAGAAUAUUAUGACGUAACAUUUGUUAGGUUUGCCCUUCUACAUGUCUUACACAUGGAGUUAGCUUACAGUUGUUCCUGGCUGGAAGUACAUAUAACUUUAGGCAACUGAAAUUUAAACACACAAACACACACACACACACACAGUUUGAUUUUAUAAAAUUGCACAAAUUAUUUUGUUUUUCAAGCCUUACAUUUCUUCAGGGAUUUGAUGUAAUUCAGUGACUCGUUGGAUGUUAGAGAUGAUGUGAAUGUAUUCAAGGGGCAACAAUACAUAACAAAUAAUAUAACACAAGUUUGCAAUCACAUUUGCUGUAUGUAUAUUUUUAUUUUUAAUCUGUUUUUGCAUGAUUGUAUAAAAUUCUCUCCACUUUAAGGUGAUGAAUAAACAUGAAGCACAUUCAU